CAUCUGCAAUAAUCAGCUGUUUGAUAAUAGUUUUAUUAAGAAGGGUACGAAAUUAGAUUAAUUAAAAAUGUGUUCGCCGUUUGUUCGUGGCUUUUCCAUAUUUGCAUUAAGAAAGACUCCGCCAAAAAAUGCAUUAGGUGGGAAUAGUUUGGUGAAUAAGGUGGCAAUUACGAACGACGGGGCCGUUUGUGUUGCAUGGCAUCCUGAGACAGAUUUUCCAUAUGAGUGUUCCAAACCAAUUCCAUAUGCCGUCAAUGACCAGAAUAAAACAUUAAUCGCAGACAAAAACAACGAAACUACAAUUAGUGCUUUCAAAACAAAAACACCGGAAAUAGCUCGUCAGGAGCUUAUGCAACUCACUUUUACUACAAAGCAUCGUUGGUUCCCAAGAUCACGCGAUAAGCGUGCUAAACGUACACCAAUGGACCGGCCUUAUUUGUAAUAAAUCCUAUAAUUUAAGUUAUUUGCUUUAUUAUUCAAAUAUAUGGUACUAAAAAUGUCUAAUCUA
Molecule: messenger RNA, 508 nt
Organism: Bactrocera tryoni
Lineage: Eukaryota; Metazoa; Arthropoda; Insecta; Diptera; Tephritidae
Gene: mRpL42
Product: 39S ribosomal protein L42, mitochondrial
Exons: 1
Coding region: 68-442 (124 amino acids)
Cellular component (GO): mitochondrial large ribosomal subunit
Source: RefSeq, a predicted model, not a curated record